Sordaria macrospora k-hell is the source of this 1116-nucleotide messenger RNA. RefSeq lists its product as uncharacterized. NCBI's taxonomy places the organism in Eukaryota, Fungi, Ascomycota, Sordariomycetes, Sordariales, Sordariaceae. The record is from RefSeq and is a predicted model, not a curated record. Gene Ontology annotation, molecular function: dihydroorotate dehydrogenase activity. Gene Ontology annotation, cellular component: cytoplasm. Gene Ontology annotation, biological process: pyrimidine nucleotide biosynthetic process; 'de novo' pyrimidine nucleobase biosynthetic process.
AUGACAAUCCCAAAACUGAACAUCAACCCACCCCUCAUCAACACACCCUGCCCCGCGGCUACCACCCUCGACGACCUCCUCGCCCUCUGGAACUGUCCAUCCACCGGUGCCAUAACCACCCGCACCUCGCUCAUCUCCGGCUUCGACCAUGACGACUCUAAAAAUCUUUACGUCUUUUACGACUCCUCCUCCCAUGCCGUCUCUUCAACCACCAACCCUUCUCCUUCCCAGACUACUUCAACCCAAAACGCCACCCUAAACUCCCUUGGCUACAGCCCCAUUCACUUUACAACCUAUCUAACCUACAUCAACAUUGUUGUCGACCGCUAUUUGUCUCCCAACAGCCAUAGCAAAACAAUAAUCAUCUCCGUCACCGGCACUGCCUCAGAGGUAGCAAUGUGCUACAGCGCGAUUGCCCGUAUGCAAUCCAACAUCUCAUCAUCAUCAUCAUCAUCAUCAUCAUCAAACAUUUCUCUGGCGAUGGAAAUCAACCUCUCCUGCCCCAACAUCCCGCACCACCCUCCGCCCGCUUACUCCCGCGAGGCGCUGGCACGGUAUCUCGAUGAUCUCGCUGAGGCUAUCAGGUUCGACACGGUCCAUCGGGGUUUACCAAGAAUUCCCGUAGGGUUGAAGACGCCGCCGUAUACUUACGAGACGCAGUUCCUGGGGUUGAUGGAGGCGUUGGAGGCUUCGUCCACGAUACGAGCGGUGCAAGAGGAGGAGAAGGGGGAAGAUGAGGAGGAAGAGCAGGGAUGUCCAAUCACCUUCAUAACAGCCACCAACACCCUAGGCAACUGUCUCGCUUUUACUGGCGAUGGGUCAGAAGGAAAAGGGGCGUUACCAACGGAGUUAGGAACGGGAGGACUAGCCGGUGCCCCAUUACAUCCUUUGGCGCUGGGGAAUGUCAAGACUCUCAGAAAAAUGCUGGAUGAGAGGGAGGAGAAGUUGGGGCAUCGGGUGCAGAUCAUUGGUGUUGGAGGGGUGUUGGACACAGCAGGGUAUAAGAGGAUGAGGAAGGCGGGUGCGGACGUGGUCGGUUUGGCGAGCGGGUUGUUGUUGAAGGGGACGGAAGUGUUUGGGGAGAUUGAGAGGGGGUUGGGGGAGAGUGGGUGGUGA